AUAAAAAUACAUGUGUAGAGUAGACUUUCCAGUGAAUGACAGAGUUGCCCCUCUUAAUUGGCAAACAAAAGACUCGCCAAUAAACAGUUAUUUAAUUAAUUUUCACUGUGCCCUGAUUUAACAAUCAAAAUGAGCUUGGUGCGAAUGCAAACACUCCGGAGUCUUUCCCGUAUUUCCCGUAAUCUCCCCCGGACUGAUAGGAUCCGUUCAUCCGCUGUGACUGCCAACUUGCCGGCCGCCAUUACGGUCAGAACGCUGAAAACAUUUGCAGGCCCUGCCGAUAAUUCCAUUCUAGCCAAAGAGCCGCUCUCUGCAUUUACCCAACGUCUGCGCCAGUAUUCUUGUGGGAAAAUUGGAAAAGCCAUGGAGGAACACUGUGUGGUACCCGACGUCAUUGCCAAGGCCCCGACGGCGACGGCAACUGUGGAAUAUCCCUGCGAUAUUGUAGUUAAGCCCGGCCAGGUUCUGACUCCCACCCAGGUCAAGGAUCAGCCCUCCGUCAAGUGGGAGGCAAACGCCGACAAGCUAUACACUCUGUGCAUGACCGAUCCGGAUGCACCGAGCCGCAAGGAGCCCACGUUCCGCGAAUGGCACCACUGGCUGGUGGGCAACAUUCCCGGCGGCGAUAUCGCCAAGGGCGAAGUUCUCUCCGCUUACAUUGGAUCUGGACCGCCGCCGGACACUGGCCUGCAUCGCUACGUGUUCCUUGUUUACGAGCAAUCGUGCAAGCUGACCUUUGACGAGAAGAGGCUGCCCAACAAUAGUGGCGAUGGACGUGGUGGGUUCAAAAUCGCCGACUUUGCCAAGAAGUACAACCUGGGCGAUCCGAUUGCCGGCAAUCUCUACCAGGCGGAGUACGACGACUAUGUGCCCAUUCUCUAUAAGCAGCUGGGCGCAUAAGUUUCUUGUUUUUUGGUCAAUGUAUACUCAUUAUGUAACUGCAGUUGGAAUUGGAUUCACAAAUUGCAAAACCCAUUAAAAAGGCCUGAGAAAAAAGACACUGUAUCCAAGAUUCUGUGUACCAUAAAUGUUGGCAAUAAUAAAAUUGUUAAAGACAUCGACUGCAAA
This is a messenger RNA of Drosophila kikkawai, 1068 nucleotides long. Its product is annotated as protein D3. The record is from RefSeq and is a predicted model, not a curated record. NCBI's taxonomy places the organism in Eukaryota, Metazoa, Arthropoda, Insecta, Diptera, Drosophilidae.